GCCCCCGCCGGGCCGCGGAGCUGCGAUGCCCUCGGACUUCAUCUCUCUGCUCAGCGCCGACCUCGACCUCGAGUCCCCCAAGUCGCUCUACUCCAAGGAAUCUGUCUAUGACCUUCUCCCAAAGGAGCUGCAGUUACCACCUUCCAGAGAAACAUCCAUAGCAUCCAUGAGCCAAACAAGCGGUGGUGAGGCCGGUUCGCCGCCUCCAGCUGUAGUUGCUGCUGAUGCUUCUUCAGCUCCCUCCUCUUCCUCCAUGGGCGGUGCUUGCAGCUCCUUUACCACCUCUUCCAGCCCUACCAUUUACUCUACCUCAGUCACCGACAGCAAGGCUAUGCAAGUGGAGAGCUGCUCCGCGGCCGUGGGGGUAAGUACCCGAGGGGUAAGUGAGCAGCAGAUAACCAGUAACACAGCCCAGCAGCACCCGGCCACGCCGAAGCGCCACACAGUCCUGUACAUCUCGCCACCACCCGAGGACUUGCUGGACAACAGCCGGAUGUCCUGCCAGGAUGAGGGCUGUGGAUUGGAGUCAGAACAGAGCUGCAGUAUGUGGAUGGAGGAUUCACCCUCCAACUUCAGUAACAUGAGUACCAGUUCCUACAAUGAUAACACUGAGGUGCCACGUAAAUCGCGCAAGCGCAACCCAAAGCAGAGGCCAGGGAUCAAACGCCGAGAUUGCGAAGAGUCCAACAUGGAUAUCUUUGAUGCCGACAGUGCCAAAGCGCCUCACUAUGUCCUUUCUCAGCUCAGCACGGACAGCAAAAGCAACUCAAAAGCAGGAAAUGGAGCAUCAGAGAACCAGAAGGGAGCUGGAGGGAAGAAGACCCCAAUGUUGUGUGGUCAGUACCCGACUAAGAGUGAGGGGAAGGAGCUGAAGAUCAUGGUGCAGCCCGAGACCCAGCACAGGGCUCGGUACCUGACUGAGGGCAGCCGGGGCUCCGUCAAGGACCGGACGCAGCAGGGCUUUCCCACUGUGAAGCUGGAAGGCCACAACGAGCCCGUGGUGCUGCAGGUGUUCGUGGGCAACGACUCCGGGCGCGUGAAGCCCCACGGGUUCUACCAGGCCUGCAGGGUCACGGGCAGGAACACCACGCCCUGCAAGGAGGUGGACAUCGAGGGCACCACUGUCAUCGAGGUGGGGCUGGACCCAAGCAACAACAUGACGCUGGCGGUUGAUUGUGUGGGAAUCCUGAAGCUGAGGAAUGCUGAUGUGGAAGCCAGGAUAGGGAUUGCCGGCUCCAAGAAGAAAAGCACCCGCGCUCGGCUCGUCUUUCGCGUCAACAUCACGCGCAAGGACGGCUCCACCCUGACCCUGCAGACGCCUUCUUCCCCAAUUCUGUGCACUCAGCCAGCGGGAGUCCCAGAGAUCCUAAAGAAAAGUCUCCACAGCUGUUCAGUGAAGGGUGAAGAGGAAGUUUUUCUGAUUGGCAAGAACUUCCUAAAGGGAACAAAAGUGAUUUUCCAAGAGAAUGUUUCCGAUGAGAAUUCUUGGAAGGCAGAAGCUGAAAUUGACAUGGAAUUAUUUCAUCAGAAUCACCUUAUUGUGAAGGUGCCACCAUAUCACGACCAGCAAAUCACCUCAGCAGUCUCUGUGGGAAUAUACGUGGUGACCAACGCUGGGAGAUCUCACGACGUGCAGCCCUUCACCUACACUCCAGAGCCAGCUGGGACUCUGAAUGUUAAUGUGAAGAAGGAAAUCUCCAGCCCAGCCCAACAUUGUUCUUUUGAAGAGGCUAUAAAAGCAGUGAAGGCCACGGGCUGUAACCUGGAGAAGGUGAACAUUCUUCCUAGUGCCUUGAUAACUCCACUCAUGCCAAGCAGUAUGAUCAAGAACGAAGAUGUGGCUCCAAUGGAAGUAAGUGCACAAAAAUGCUCUCCCCCCAAGUUCCAGGCUUCAAAUGUGGUUGGACCAACUCAGCAAACAUUGGAAAACAGCAUGUCUGGCAUAUCAACUUCUGCUUCCCAUUUACCUUCUGAAAGUGAAAACCAGCAGCAAAUCCAGCCCAAGGUGUACAACCCAGAGACCCUGAGCACCAUCCAAACGCAGGACAUUUCCCAGCCCGGCAGCUUCUCCGCAGUGUCCGCCCCGGGCCAGCUGCAGAACAGCGAUGCCCUGCUGCAGCAGGCUGCGCAGUUCCAGACGAGGGAUUCCCAGCCCAGGGAGGUGCUGCAGUCGGAUGGCACAGUGGUGACUCUGUCACAGCUGACUGAUGCCUCACAGCAGCAGCAGCCGACGCUCUCGGAGCCGGCCCAGGCCCUGCAGCAGCAGAUUUCCUCGAGCAUCUUCUCGUCGGCCAGCGGCGUGAGUCAGCUCCAGAACACCAUCCAGCAGCUCCAGGCUGGCAACUUCCCCACCAACACCGCCACGGGCAGCAACAGGAACGUUGACUUGGUGCAGCAGGUCCUGGAAGCUCAGCAGCAGUUAUCUUCCGUUUUGUUUUCGGGCUCAGACAGCAGCGAGGAUGUCCAGGAUCAGCUGAACGCAGAUAUCUUUCAGCAGGUCAGCCAGAUACAGAACAGCGUGAAUCCCGGGAUGUUUUCCUCCUCAGACACAGCUGUCCAUUCCAGACGGGAGAACCUUUUGCCUGGACGAGCCGAGAACGUUCACUCCCAGCCUGAAGGUGCCCUGUCCAACCAGCAGCAGCAACAGCAGCAGCAGCAGGCCAUGGAGACGUCAGCAGCCAUGGUGAUGGGCAUGCAGCAGAACAUGUGCCAGGCGGCCACGCAGAUGCAGUCGGAUCUGUUCUCCUCCAGCACGGCGGGGAACGGAGCCCUGCAGCAGUCCCCAGUGUACCAGCAGGCGUCCCACAUGAUGGGUGGCUUGUCCACCAGCGAGGACAUGCAGAUGCAGUGUGAGCUGUUCUCCUCGUCCCCGGGGGUGUCCGGCGGCGAGGCGGCCGCCCCCGCGCAGCAGCCGGUCUCCAGCAACGGCGCUGCCAUGUUCCAGCCCUCGAGCUCUGCAGAGGGAGAAGAGGCCUCGGGCCAGAGCAAACAGAUGCAGAGCUCUGUGUUUCAGACCAUGGUUCAGAUGCAGCACAGUGGGGAAAGUCAGUCCCAGGUUAAUCUGUUCUCAUCUACCAAGACCAUGAUGAGUGUCCAGGCCAGUGGUACUCAGCAGCAGGGCGGGGGUCUGUUCCAGCAAGGUGGAGAAAUGAUGUCAAUUCAGUCAGGAAGCUUCAUCCAGCAGUCUCCACACUCACAAGCUCAGCUUUUCCACUCUCAGAACCCUAUUGGUGACACUCAGAAUAUAUCCCAGGAAACACAAGGAUCCCUUUUUCAUAGCUCAAAUUCCAUUGUCCACAACCAGACCAACACUAAUUCCUCUGACCAACUGCAGCCCCCGAUGUUCCACUCACAGAAUGCCAUGGGUGUCUUGCAGAGCUCCUCGGUGCCUCAAGACCAGCAGUCUGCCAACAUGUUCCUUUCCCAGAGUUCCAUGAGCAACCCUGCCACUCAGGAAGAGCAGAUGUCAUUCUUUACAAGCCCAAAUCCCAUUUCUCCUCUUCAGACAGCAGCAAACACUGAACAGCAGACUUCUUUCCAGCAGCAGACACAGAUCUCUCAUAUCCAGAGCUCCAUGCUUCCCCAGGAGCAGCCCCAGACUCAGCCAGCUCAGCAGGGUUUGUUUCAGUCCCAAGUGUCGUUGGGCUCCAUCCAGUCCAGCUCCAUCCCUCAGAACCAACAAGGAGCCAUCUUCCAGCCUCAGCAUUCGAUUGUUGCUAUCCAGAGCAGCCCUCCAUCUCAGGAGCAGCAACAGCAGCAGCAGCAGAACAUGAUGUUCAGCAAUCAAAAUGCAAUGAGUACAAUGGCCCCCCAAAAGCAGAACAUGAUUUUCAAUCCAAACCAAAACCCAGUUACCAAUCAGGAGCAACAAGGCCAGUCCAUUUUUCAUCCACAGUCCAACAUGGCCUCGAUGAAUCAGGAACAGCAGCCCAUGCAAUUCCAGAGUCAGACCACAGUGUCUUCUCUCCAGAAUCCUGGCUCCAACCAGGCUGAAGCACAGCAGCCAACCAUCUUCCAUAACUCGCCCCAGAUUCAGCUGGUCCAAGGGUCCCCAAGUUCUCAAGAGCAACAAGUCACCCUCUUCAUCUCCUCAGCUUCCAUGUCUGCCCUGCAGAACAGCAUGAGCCAGCCGGAGCUGCAGCAGUCCCCCAUGUACUCCUCCCAAAACAGCAUGGCAGGAAUGCCAGGAACUGCUUCUCCCCCCCAGCAGCAGGCUCCUCUGUUCCACAACACGGCGGGAAGUGCCAUCAACCAGCUGCAGAAUUCCCCUGCCUCAUCCCAGCAGACCUCGGGAAUAUUCCUGUUCGGCAUCCAGAACAACUGUGGCCAGCUGCUGCCCCCCGGGCCGGCGGCGCUGCCGGAGGAGCUGAUGGCCAUGGGCCAGCCCGGGCAGCCCCAGGGCGAGGCCCAGCCCACGGUGCCGGCGCUCCUGUCCCAGCAGCUCCCCGAGACCCCGCCGCUGCCCUCGGCCAUGGCCACCAACCAGAACAUGGAGAAGAUAGACGACCUGCUCGUGUCCUUGCAGAACCAGGGGAACAACAUGGCUGGCUCGUUUUAAUUAGGCAAGUGAAAUUCCGUGAAGAAAAAAAAGCGACGAUUUCCCAGAUCCUCUCAGACCUUCCAACUCUGGAUUAGGCUGCGUGGAACCAAUUGCUUCUGUGGAAAAGUGGCCUCUUUAAGAGCACACGCGUGGCCAGUGGCAGACCUGAGGCCAUGACCAUGGAGUUUGGGCUCCAUAGUGCCAAUAAUGCUGAGGAGUUAUGCUUUGUGUUACUGGGGCGUGGGGUUGGGCUGUUACCAGGUUCAUAAACCUCAUUACAGUGGGGGCUCUUGGAAUUUAAAGCAUAUCUGGUCAGUUAUUAUUGUUGUUGGAAGGUAAUCCAUGUUACCACGUUUACUUUUUCCCUGCUAUUCUUUCUUCCUAUCCCUUUUUUCCCUCGGGAAGCUCGUGCAGCAGAAACAGCAGCUGCCUCUGCCCCGAGCCGUGACUCAGCUGUCAGUAAGUGAAGGGAUCUCUCGAUUGACACGGAGUGGGAGAGCCAAACCCACCCUUUAUGAAUUGGAAGCGUUGAUAAUGGUAAUAACCAAGCAGAGAAUUGCUGCUCUGAAUAACCAGUUCCCAUCUGAGAAUGGGAUUAACGGUUUUCCACGUCCGUGGAAGCUGGGGUUGCGUGGAGCUGUACGUAGAGCAAGGGUUUGGUGGCUCUACAAAAUGAAGAAAUGAAGAGGAACUUCCAGUUGGUCUUAAAAUCUUCUCUAAAACACCUUCAGCUUGGAAGGAGCAUUCUUUGUGGCUGAGGAAGGGACUCCUCUGUGUCUCUCGUUCUGACUGAUGGUUGGAGCUCUGUAAAGACUCAUGAGCUGUUCCCAGCUUCUCCCUUUUACUCUUUCCAUGGUUUUCCUUCUCUCCCUCAGUUUUGUAUUUUGUUACUUUAAAAAAAGACAUAAAUAUCCUACUGGCUUUAAAGCUAAAGAAACAGCUUUUAGGAAUCCUUGGCAGUAAAUUGCUUAGUCAGUAGAAGCUUUGACAAAUAAUCAAGGAGUAAGGAGAGAGGAAGCAAUUUCUCCACCACCUUCUAAUUGCAGGAAUCCCCCUUAACCCACCACUUCCAGCUGUGACUGAUGGAAAUCUUCAGCUUGGCUUUACUCCAAGUAGGGGGCAAAUUGCAUCAUUUUUAAGCCUUCUUAAAAGGUCACUUCAUCCCGAGCUGUUGCAUCUUUGUAGCACAUGGAGCUCAUUGCAGUUCUGAAGUGAUUUUUCCUUUUUCUACCACCGAGCCCCAAGUCUGGUUUUAGAUUGCCAUGUUUAACUAAGGAAUAAAUCAUUGACUGAUGUUACCGAAUGUAAAAACAACCCACUCCAGACCAUGCAGGUGUAUUGUGAGGCUUGUGGAUUUUUUGGGUGCUUCAACUCUCCAGGCAGUGUGUGAUCUCUCACUACAGCCUCGUUCAGAUCCGUGUUCCUCCCGCUGCCGCCGGAGCCGAGCCGCUCCCGCGGCGCCCGUUCCGCCUCGGUAGAGUUAGCUGGUAUCACGUCAUUCUUCAUUUUGUUAUUUGAAAUAACAAAGGAACAGUCUGUAAAUGGGUUUUUUUUUUUAAGUUCCUCGAGUCUGUUUACUGUGUGUUUUCCCCUUAACUCGUGUGCGUAGUUGAGCCGUGUAGAGUUUUUUGUUGGUUUUCCUGGAUUUCCCCCGUUUGUUGGUCUGUCACGACGUUCACUUUCUCUUUCUGUCUCUCUCUUUCUCUCUCUCAUUGAGAGGCAUUGAAUUACGUUUUCAGUAGUAAGGCUUCUUGCCGAUAUGAAGGGAACUUUUCAGAAAGAGACCUGCUCUGGGUCAUUUAAUUUUGAAUACAGUUUUCAAUCGUUCAAGUUUUGGAUGGUUUAUAUCUAAUGUGUGUUUCAUUUUUUUGGAAAGCUAUAUUUUGUAUUUAGGAAAUGGUAUAACUAUUUUGCUAUUUGUACUGAGUGAGUACAUUGGCAUAAAUAUAAAAAUUUAUAUAUAUACAUAUAUAUAAAAUAUUCUUUUUGCCACACAUUUUUGUGGUAAAUUUGUGAGUUUGUCUGAUGUUCUACCACAACGUGGCGUCUGAUAACAGUGGGGUGGGGUGGGGUUUGUUAUGUCUUUAUUGAGUAUUUAAGUACUUUUUGCAACAUAAAUAACGUGUUCAUCUCUCGCCAUUCCAUCAGGCAGUGUUGGUCCAGCUGGCCACGAGAAGCUUUGCUCUGUGUUUGGUGUGUCCCUCACUCACAGCCUAGCCAGGAAACCCAGAGGCAUUUAGGAUUAUAUGAAAAUGAAAUAUUGGGGUUUCCCUCAGAAUGAGCCAUUCAGCUUUUCUCCACUCUUCAUUGCCUAUUUAAUAUUUUAUUAUUAGCGCCUCUGUGUUUUAACUCCUAAUUUAUGAUUAUGCUCAAAUGUUGGAAAUUUUAAUCAGGACAGAAAGAAUUCCCCGCUGCAUCAUGUCCAGAGCUGCUUUAACCCCGACCCAGACUUCUUCUUUCUGUAUUUUAUUUUUUUUUUUCCCCUGCUAAGACAAAACAUUACCAACAUCUUGUAAUGGUUCACAACACGAAAGCAGCAGCCCCCAGCAGCGCCCAGGAGCUGCGUGGGGCUGCUCAGGCUGAGAACAAUGGACCCAACAACGUCCAGAGGGCCGUGGAAGUCCAUAGGCACUCACUGGGAAAGGAACUGGUGGUGUUUGCAGGAUCUGUGUCCCAGGCUGAGCUGUUGGGUGUCACCUGGGGCAUUGGACACAGAAGGAGUGACAGGAACGACGGAUUCGCUCGCGUGCUGCUUCAGUUUGCUCCUUGUUCCCAAGGGCUCUAUCCAUUUGUUGGUCAGUGCCAAGUCACCAGGGACCAAUUCUCCAUGGAACAGGAUGAGUGCCCAGAAGAGAACCUCAUCCCAAGCCUGCCACAGCUCCAGGGAAGGGUAUGUUUGAAUUGUGGGCGUGUUUGAGGUCACUUACGAAGAGAAGAGAGAAAAAAAACAUACACAAAAAACCAACCAAGGGCUGUGCUAUCCCAGUUUUCCCUUCUGGAAACACCUUCCUUUCCUCGUGUUAAAUUUACCUGUUCAUUUUAGGUCAAUGUUUAAAUGUACAACACUUUGAACAUGUGAUUUGGUUACAAGAAGUAUUUGUGUGACUGAAGAGGUCGCUCAGCGGUUGGCGCGUGCUCGGCAGCGGCUCUGAGGGUGGAGGGGUUGGAUCAGCCCCAAAAGAGCUCAAGGACAGGCUGCAGGGUGUCAUGGCAGGGAGCACAGCCUGAGCCACGUCUGUGUUUUACCAGGGCCCUGAACAUUCUGACGUUUUCAGCGGCUGAGGUUGGGCAGCAGAGCUCCUCUAUGACCCCAGGAGCACUGGCAUCGUGUCUGGGCCCUUUGGGUGACAGAGGAUCCUGAGGUACCAGUCCGUGUCAAUCCAGCAUCCCUGGGGGUCCCAGAGCACCCAUUUGUGGGCACAGGUGAGAGUUGAGGGAGAUGGAGCUGCCAACCCCCCCCAUGUCCCCCCAGCUUUUACCCUGAGUGUGCCCAGAGCCCACCCAGACACCAGGGAGCCAACCCUCAGUGCACAGUUUGAGCUGAACAUCUCCUCUGGCACGGAGUUACUGGUGCUUUGUGCUUAAUUAACAGUUGUUUUGGUAUCAAUUGCCUCCUCACUGCCUGGUCUUGCAGCAAGCCAAACGCUUCGCUCUUAUUUUAACACAAAUCUAGUUCAAGAAGUAAUUCCAGGCUGGCUGUUCUGAAGUGGGAGUGCACUCUCUGAUCAGUGAUUAUGAUUACUUCUAAUCACUGACAGGGUGGCUGCUUCCCAUGUAGUUUUGAGAUAAAACAAGGCAUGAGCAGUUAAACAGAACCCCGGCAGGUUUUUACUGGAAGUGCCAAGUCUGGGCAGCUGUGUCAGUGGACAUUCCCCUCACUUGCAUAAGCUGAACUUUAUUUUUUAAAGUUUCCAUUGAUAUUUUGAUUUGGAAUCUUAAUUUCUAAAAGGAAAAUAUGUCCGAAUGGACUUUUAUUCCUGUUUUGUUGUGCCUCUGCUUGGCAAACUGUUGGGUUCCUUUUCCAGGGCCAUUGUGGGAGAGCAGAGGGAGCAAAGACAUGGAUCUGAGUGAGGGGAGCAGGAGAGAGGAGAGGGAGUUGCUUGGCAUGCUCUGAGCUGUAGGUGGAAGGUGAGAACAGGAAAUACUGGUGAGUGCUCAUUAGUGCAGAGCUGAGUCUCAAGGAGUUGGGGGGGGUUGUGUUCAGGGGGGCUCGGGGCAGCUCCGUUCUGUAGAAGCUAAAAGGAAACAGCAGUGGGAUGCUGUGUUUGUUCAGGGGCUUUGUUUUAAUUUGGGCUUGUUUAGUCUUUUGUGGCAGCCUCUGAGCACUUUGUGUUCCUGCUCGGGCCAGCUGUGCCAGCUGUGGUGCCCCGGGCAGGGCGUCUGUGCCACGGCACCGAGGGUCAGCGUUGGAAAUGGGGUAAACGUGUUAGAAACAAGGAAAAAUGCAGCAGGGGGUAAACUCCUGCCAAAGGGAACUUGUGAAAUUCUCUAGGGGAGUGGGGGACUCGGGGAGGUCACACAGGAGGAGAGGCUUUUCCUUUCCCAGUCUGUAUAGGGAUGUAAAUAUGCACUGCCUGUAUAUUCUAGGAUUAUAUAUAUGUAUAUAGAGGAGUCAGAUUAUUCUAUAUAAAUAAUAGUAGACACAGCAUUAGAAUACUGUUAUAUUUACAUUUUUUAUAAACAUGAAAUAAUACUCCUUUUCCUCAGUAGGAGGUUUUUGUAGUAACUCAUGAGUAGCUGUCUCACACCUCUCAGUCCUGGACGUGUGGCCCUGUUGGUGACGUGGCUCCAGAACUUGCUCUGCUUGGGAACCUCGCUGGGACCUGUGGCUUGCAAGCAGCUGUGGCCACUUUUGUAUUUUUGUAUCUUUUAGUUCAUACUUGCAGAUGUAGUUUAGGAUGGAACUGACACCCAGGCUGAGGAUGGGCUUCCUGCAGCCCUGAGCAUCCCUGGGCUUCCCCUGGGUCACUCCAGAGCCGUUUCCAUCCCCGGUCUGGCAGCAGCUGGUGCAGACAGGGAUUGGUGGUGGCUGUGCUGCCCAGGGCUAGGCUGACACCAGCCCGGGGUCUGGGAUGUUGUUGUGUAGCAAAAGGUCCCUGUUGUGCUGGGUCAGGGAGGGGAAACUCCUCUGCCGUUUCUCUUUAUUCCCAUGAGGGCAGGAGUCUGUAAACUCAUUUUUUAACUGAUUCAUUAGUGCAACAGUCAAAAUCUAGAGAACUCCUUGAAAGCCAGUGAAGCUCCCCUUGAAUUCUGUCUGUGAGGAGCCUGCUGCGACUCGUGCUGAUUUCUUUCUUGCAGGUUGUGUGAGGAAUUAAACCCUAAGAAUCAUAGAAUCUUAAAAUAUCCUGAGCUGGAAAGGACCCACAGGGAUCAUCCAGCCCAACCCCAGCCCUGCACAGACCCCCCAACAAUCCCACCCUGGGCAUCCCUGGCAGUGCUGUCCAAAGGCUCCUGGAGCUCUGGUGGCUUUGGGGCCGUGCCCAUUCCCUGGGGAGCCUGGGCAGUGCCAGCACCCUCUGGGGGAAGAGCCUUUCCUGAUAUCCACCCUAAACCUGCCCUGACAUAGCUCCAGCCUUUAAAUCAGGUCAUACAAUCAGUAAUGUGUAUUGUGUCCAACAUGACUUUCAAUUCCAAAUCCGUGUUCCACUGGAAUUUGUCCUGAGUGGAUCAGUGUUGUCCUGGUACAGGUCUUCUUAAAUCACCUCCACCACACUGAGAGCCAGUGUCCUCCUUUGUUCUCUUGGAGUUUGCAGGGCUGAACUCUGCUUUUUCCAGAGAUUUGUCAUUUUUGCUGUUACACUUCAUUAAAUUGCCUGGUGACAUUCACUGUGUAGGGACAGGGCAAGGAAUCCAGGGAUUCCCUGCUCACUGACCCCUCUGUUCAGGUUCCAAGGCUCCCACACCCAGCAGCCCUCUGUGACACAUUCCAGCUCCAGGCCUGGGAUUAGGGAGGGGUCCUGUGUUCACCUGGCAGGUAAAUGGCCUUGCCUUUGUUUUGGCCCUGGAGCUGCCCCGUGGAACGGGAUCCGACCGAGUGCCCUGGGCAGUGCCAUGGCUGCCCGUUGGGAUAACGUGGCCAGGGGGAAGUUCCUGUUUGGAAGUGGCUCUUUGGGUGUUGCAGAACUGGGAUCCCAAUCCAGUAUCCUUAGCAGCCUGCAGCAUUCCUGAGGCUUUUUUAUUCUGGAUAAAAGGAGGCAAUUUGAAUUAUUUCCACCUGAGCUGAUGCUGAGUUAAGCUCCAACCCCUUCAGAGCAGAGCUCCAACCUCUGUCUCUGUCCCUGCACCUCAGGUGGGCUCUCCCCUGCCUGCCAGAUGUUCUGGGUGCACCCUCGACCGCUGAGCUGCCUCUUCUGUGUCCUGCAAUGUGAAAGUAGCACCAGAUACUCCUUCGUGCAGUUCUGUGUAUAUGGCUUUCGUAGGUGGGUUUUCCAAGCACUGAUUCCCGGUGUUUUCAGUUUGUCUAUGAGGGGAUAUUUUAUUUGCAUCUAUGUUUUUAGCUCUCCUGUGAUAACUUGUUGAAUAUUAAAAAAAAAAAAAAUAUUUUGCUUCUAUUGGGACAUUUGUAUACUCGCAACUAUAUUUCUGUAAACAGCUGCAGUCGAGAAUAAACGAUGAAAGUUUUCAUUUUA
Molecule: messenger RNA, 11169 nt
Organism: Vidua macroura (Pin-tailed whydah)
Lineage: Eukaryota; Metazoa; Chordata; Aves; Passeriformes; Viduidae
Gene: NFAT5
Product: nuclear factor of activated T cells 5
Exons: 14
Coding region: 26-4558 (1510 amino acids)
Biological process (GO): calcineurin-NFAT signaling cascade; cytokine production; regulation of transcription by RNA polymerase II
Cellular component (GO): transcription regulator complex
Molecular function (GO): transcription factor binding; RNA polymerase II cis-regulatory region sequence-specific DNA binding; DNA-binding transcription factor activity, RNA polymerase II-specific
Source: RefSeq, a predicted model, not a curated record